Messenger RNA from Paramacrobiotus metropolitanus, 1589 nucleotides. Its product is annotated as beta-1,4-N-acetylgalactosaminyltransferase bre-4-like. The transcript has 3 exons. Lineage: Eukaryota; Metazoa; Tardigrada; Eutardigrada; Parachela; Macrobiotidae. Bases 605 to 1363 code for a protein of 252 amino acids. Gene Ontology annotation, biological process: carbohydrate metabolic process. The record is from RefSeq and is a predicted model, not a curated record. Gene Ontology annotation, molecular function: glycosyltransferase activity.
AGACGCAGAUCGAUCUGCUGCUCUCGUUUUGUAGCGUUUUGAUGUCGCAUCCGUUUCAUUGCUCUUGACGAUUUUAUGUUUGCAUUCUUCGUUUUUGUUUUCGGUGGAGCUCACCAACUCGAAUGAUUAAAAUCACAAUUAAUUUCUAAAACUGAAAUAACUUUUUAUUAUGAAAUUUUGUAUUUUCCUAAUAUAUUAAGUAAAUUGAGUACAGAGUCAUCAUGAAGAAAACUGUGGCGACUUUCUUGGAACCAAUGACACGUUUCCGGUUAAAGAAGAUUUUAUUAUUGUACUGCCUAAGCGGAUUGUUUGGGAUUUUCUUUACAUUAUUUAUGUUCACCGCCGCUUAUGCGGCAUUUUAUACACAGGAGCUGUGUCCACUUGUAUCUCCCCAUUUAAAGGGAAAGAUUAUGCCGCUGUUAGUCGUAUUAUCCGAUGCGCAAAUUGCGCACACCAAUCCGGAAGUACAGCGCGGUGGGCACUACGAACCGGCGGAAUGUCUGGCUAGGUCACGCGUAGCCAUCGUUGUCGCCUACCGGGAUCGGGCAGAGCAUUUACGUAACCAGACCACUUUUUCCUUAUUUACCUAUUAACUUUUGCGUCAAUGGUAGCUUUUCAGAUUUAUUGCAAUAUAGUCGUUACAAUAUUCUGCUUAUUUUUCAGAAAUGUUUUAAGAAAUCUCCAUCCAGUGCUUCAGCGCCAGCAACUGGAAUAUACGAUCUUCGUGGUAGAGCAAUCAGGAACCGGGGUUUUUAACAAAGGUAUCCUCUUCAAUGCCGCUUAUAUGGAAAUCAACGCCACCCGGCGUUUUGAUUGUUUUGUCUUUCAUGACGUGGAUGUUUACCCGGAAGACGAUAGGAACUCGUAUGCAUGCCGGUCACAACCGACGCUGCUGGUGGCCGCCAUGAGCAAGUUUGAUUAUCAGCCACUGUAUUCGGAUUAUUUCGGGGCGGCGGUUACGCUGCUGGUGUCGCAUUUUGCCGAAAUCAACGGCUACCCAAAUUUGUACUGGGGAUGGGGCGGUGAAGAUGACGAUAUUGGAUACCGGGUAAAGAAGCGAUUCGGUAACAUCUCCACGGUGCCGUUGGACACCGGUCGGUACACUAUGGUGCCGCAUGGCAGUGAUCAAGGCAACCCGAAAAAUCCUCUCAGAUUUGAUUUGGUUAACGAAUCGCAUCUGCGGUAUAAAACCGAUGGCCUGAACAGUUUGAAGUACACCCUGGUGGCCACCGAGCGCCGGCCGCUGUACACGUGGCUGCUGGUGGAUGUCGGGAAGCCGACGCCGGAGGAAGAACGGGCGAUGAGGGAGGCGUUAGAACGACCCCGAUGGGAUGCCGACUACAUGGGCUAUGUUUUUAAAUAAACUAUUUUUUUUUGUAAUUUUUAGUACAGAUAGACUGGCAUUUUGUACUUUAAAUUAUUUGGAUCUGUGAACCGUUAAGACAGCUAAUAUAAAAGCGCAGUGUGAUGGUUGUUGAUGUUUGUUUUUAUUGUUUUAUUUAUUGUACACCAUGGCAAAAUGUAUUAAGUACUGUACUGUAUCAGUAUGCGGUGAACAUUGAGACAAGUCUGCGAAAUACUGUAAAUUA